Cadophora gregata is the source of this 1158-nucleotide messenger RNA. RefSeq lists its product as uncharacterized. The record is from RefSeq and is a predicted model, not a curated record. Gene Ontology annotation, molecular function: protein-folding chaperone binding. Bases 1 to 1158 code for a protein of 385 amino acids. Lineage: Eukaryota; Fungi; Ascomycota; Leotiomycetes; Helotiales; Ploettnerulaceae. The transcript is spliced from 2 exons. Gene Ontology annotation, biological process: protein stabilization.
AUGUCCACCGAAGCGGGCAAAGGCCAAGAGGCCAUGAAGGUCUCAGACUACCAAACAGCAAUCAAGCACCUCACAGCAGCUCUGAAAACCUCACAAUCUCCCCUGUGGCUGAUCCAGCGCUCUACCUGCUACCAACGAACCGGCCAGCACGAUCUCUCCCUCAUCGACGCUGACAACGCCCUUCUUGCCAGCAUUGGUCGUGGAAAGCGAGACCUGAUCGCAACCUCACACUUCCGCCGGGCAGUCGCCCUCCAUGGCUUGGGUAGAUUUGGCGACUCUAGACUCUGUCUUACGUGGUGCCACAAGCGCAAUGACAAAGAGAAAGGCUUGACGAUCUGGAUGGCGAAGGUGAAGACGGACUAUGAGAAGGCUGGUGGUGAUGACGCGGAGUGCAAUAAGACUACAGUCAAGGAGGUUCCAGACAAGCCAGAGGAGAUUACGAGUGAACCUGCGCCAAAGGAAGAGAAGAAGGCACCAGUAGCGACGAAGGCUCCAGCUGUUCCCAUUACGCCAGCUGCGCCAACACCAACACCAAAGGAGAAGAUCAGAACGGAGUGGUACCAAUCUACGAGUACGGUCACAAUCGAGGUGUUUGCGAAGGGCGUACCAAAGGACAAUACGCAAGUCAAGAUCGAAGAAGGCAAUCUUGAGGUUAGCUUCCCAAUUGCCGAUUCUGGCAGUACCUACGAUUAUACACUCUCUCCCCUCUUUGCCAAGAUCGAUGCGACAAAGAGCAGCUUCCGAAUUACACCUCAUAAGAUCGAGAUCAUUCUCCACAAAUCCCUCCCAGGCCUGAAAUGGUCAUCCCUCGAAGGCACCGAGCCCAUCACAUCCACCAACACUGAAGAGCCAGCCGCCAAGAUCCCCGAAGCAGUCCUCAAAGCCGACAAAGCCCCCUCCUACCCCACUUCCUCCAAGAAUGGCCCAAAGAACUGGGAUGCUGUUCUCCAGGACGAGAAAGAGGAGGAGGGCGAGGAGGUUGAUGAUUUCUUCAAGAAGCUGUACAAAGAUGCCGACCCAGACACAAGGCGUGCGAUGAUGAAGAGCUACCAGGAGAGCAAUGGGACGUCAUUAUCAACGGAUUGGAGUGAUGUUGGUAGCAAGACCUUUGAAACGUCGCCACCUGAAGGAAUGGAGGCUAAGAAAUGGAACUCUUGA